GCAAAACUUGAAAACAACGAAAAAUAACAACUAAAACUAAAUAAAAGGUGGAUUAGACGCAAAUUAAUUGUUAUUAAAAGAGAUUUGACCUUGAGAAUAGCGGAAAGUACCUGGGAUUCGCUAUACUUAGCCCUGAAAGGGUGUGCAAGAGUCCGUCUGGCCGAAUUUAUUUUGCACUGCCCACUGCGCAGUCCCAAUUUGACGAAUUGCACAAAGAACAAAUUUGUAAAUCGAAUUAAGCGAACGCCUGUGUCAUCCAAAAGAGAAUUAAUUCCCGCUGCAGAUGGAUCAUCGUGUUUUCCUGUCGCUGAUCUUUGUGCUCAGCGGCACCUUUAAUGUCCUGGUGGUGAAAUGGGCCAAUCAGCAGCAGGUGAUUGGGAGCGAUGGCAAGCUACACGGCUUCCAACAUCCGGUGGUCUUCACUCUGCUCAUGUUUCUGGGCGAGUUUCUAUGCUACCUCGCCUUCAAGCUGAUUCGUCUGAUCUCCAGCCGCCGCGGGGCAAGCACCGAGCUGGACAGCAUUCUGGCUCAUGGAAGCAACGAGUUUAGUCCCUUGAGUAUGCUUCUGCCCACAGUGUUGGAUGUAGUUGCCUCCAUACUUCUGUUUACCGGCCUGUACUUGACUUACGCGACCAGCUUUCAGAUGAUAAGAGGCGCUGCACUCAUCUUCGUCGGCAUUUUUAGCACCAUGUUCCUGAACCAUACCCUUACCUCCCGUCAUUGGCUGGCCAUCUUCACCAUCACUUGCGGACUUCUGGACAUUGUUUGCCUGGACGUUCAACGCGUUGAUUAUGAUAGUGUUACCCUGCCGCAUACGGAUCACAAAUCAAUACUGACCGGGGAUAUGCUUAUCAUCAUUGCCGAGAUCCUGCACGGUCUACAGUAUGUAUACGAGGAGAAGCAGUUGAAGACGUCCAAUGUAGCGCCGCUACAAGCCGCCGGGUGGCAGGGCAUCUUUGGUCUGAUCAUCACCUCGCUGUUGGCUGUUUGCCUUCACUUUUUGCCCACCAUGAAUCCCUUUAACGAGAGCUCACGCGCUGUCUUUGAUGACUGGGGUGACCUUUUAAGUGGUCUCCAAGGCAAUCCAGCAUUAAUCAUAUCCCUGAUCGGAUUCACCAUUUCGUGCGCCCUGUACAACUUCGUGGGCCUCUUUAUUGCAAUGUACUCUUCCAGUGCCAACCGGUUGCUGGCCGAUGGUCUGCGCGUGUACUUUAUCUGGGUGUUUGUCAUCGUCAUGGAGUGGGAGUACAUCAACUUAAUCACCAUUAUGGGCUUUAUGAUCCUGCAAAUGGGCAUCAUCUUGUACCGUCAGGCCCUGUUUAUCGACUGGUACCGAUCUGCAUUGGCUCGCUGGCAGCGCGCUCGCUACGUGGAUUUGGGUGCCGACAACACGGCCGUUCCAAUAGCCGGCCAGCGGAUGUGAUCUAGGCACGCAGACAGGCAGCCGGCGACAGUGAAGAAGGACUGACAACCGUACGCGGUGGAUUGUGAUAUGAGAGAUGGGCUGGCAGAUCAUCCCUGGGUUGAUUCAAAAAGAUUACUUAUCGAUUGUAAACGUUUAAAUUAAUAGAUUUAAUAAGAAAGUA
Molecule: messenger RNA, 1586 nt
Organism: Drosophila serrata
Lineage: Eukaryota; Metazoa; Arthropoda; Insecta; Diptera; Drosophilidae
Gene: Tango9
Product: transport and golgi organization 9
Biological process (GO): pyrimidine nucleotide-sugar transmembrane transport
Cellular component (GO): Golgi membrane; intracellular membrane-bounded organelle
Molecular function (GO): pyrimidine nucleotide-sugar transmembrane transporter activity
Source: RefSeq, a predicted model, not a curated record